AUGGAGAAGGUGCUGUACAAGAAAGCGGUCGAGCUUCUGGAUGCCCCGACUGGCGACGAGUGGGCACUGGCGACCUACCUCAUCAUCGCCCAACGUUUCCAGUCGUCGACAUUGAUGGCACCUCUUGUGUCCUCCCCUUCCAAAGCUUGGUGGAGGCCCCAUCUCCACCACGGGUCUGCCCGGCGGUCCAUCCAUGAUCUGCUCGGUAAGCAGGGCUUCCGCAUCUUUGCCUACCUGGCCAUCCUCUACGAAAGUGGUGAAAGCUUGGAUGCCUUUGAGAUCAAGUUCAAUAAGCAGCGGGCAGGCCUUUACAAAUUCUACACCGUGAGAAGCGGAUGGGGAGCUGAACUCAACUUUGUUCUCCUGAAGGACGGUACCGAGGUGAAGGUUUGACGAGAUUGGGGAUGCCAAGAGCGAUGUAGGUGAAAUAUCACAUUGAUAGGUCGUGCUAUGAGAGAGAGAGGCCUCGACGUG
This is a messenger RNA of Vanrija pseudolonga, 474 nucleotides long. RefSeq lists its product as uncharacterized. The transcript is spliced from 3 exons. NCBI's taxonomy places the organism in Eukaryota, Fungi, Basidiomycota, Tremellomycetes, Trichosporonales, Trichosporonaceae. Bases 1 to 393 code for a protein of 130 amino acids. The record is from RefSeq and is a predicted model, not a curated record.